Molecule: messenger RNA, 1765 nt
Organism: Tympanuchus pallidicinctus (lesser prairie-chicken)
Lineage: Eukaryota; Metazoa; Chordata; Aves; Galliformes; Phasianidae
Product: interleukin-15 receptor subunit alpha-like
Exons: 7
Coding region: 97-774 (225 amino acids)
Biological process (GO): interleukin-15-mediated signaling pathway
Cellular component (GO): plasma membrane
Molecular function (GO): interleukin-15 receptor activity
Source: RefSeq, a predicted model, not a curated record
AUGGCCGGCCGCGGCGGCAGCGGAUCGCGGAGGGGCGUCGGCGUGGAACCCCUCGGGGAGCGCUGAGCCCCCCCGCCCGGCCCGAGACCACCGCCCAUGGAUCGGCUGCUGCUGCUCUGCGCUGCUCUCGCCCUGUUUCUGCCCUAUAGCGCCUCGGACAGCGCGGUGCGAUGCGGCCGUCCCAAGGAAGUGGCCAAUGCGAUCAUCGACGCGGGCGACACGGAGCUGCUCCACACCAGCCUGCGUUACACCUGCAAGCUGGGCUACAAACGCAAAGCUGGCACCUCCACCCUCAUCCAGUGCGUCCUCCAUCAUGGCAAACCUGUCUGGACGUCCACUGAGCUGCAGUGCAUUCGGGAUCCGGCUCUACCUCUGCAAACCCCAAGCCCUGAGCUCCCGACAGUGAGGACAAGCCAAAGAGGAACCAACACCACUUCAGCAGCACUGCCUGUGCCAUCACCAGAGAUAUCUGUGCCACCAGCAGUGCCUGAACCACCAGAGAUGCCUACACCAGGAGAGGGGACAGCACUGGGGACAACCCCACUGCCCACCAUCCCCAUAGACCAUGCUACAGUUUCCACCCAGACUGUGGCCUCUUCCAUUGGGGUCUCAAUUCUGCUUGUUGUUGGUGUUGCGGGAUUCUGCUACUGGAGGAUGAAAAUGCACGCGCAGCAGAGCUACGUGGUGGCGGUGACGGCCAUCCCCAUGGUGGCUCCCAAUACCACAGCACAGAACGAUGAGAUGUUGCCACCUGGUGACAUCCCCAUGGGCUGAGCACCAGCACAGAGCACAUUGGUGUAUCUACCAGCCCAGCUAGCCAGGAGGAUGCUCGAAGCUUGGUGCUUCCCCAAGUGGCAGUGGCAUGAGGCAUGUCCCCACGUCCCCAGCUGGCCUUCAAACGGAGCAUCUUCACUCCAGGGACAUGUAGCUGCUCUUCUCAGCCUGAACAAGUGGAUGGGAUCACUCCAGUGCCAAGAGGUGAGUGGUUAUUCUAUCGUUUGGCUCAACGAGCAACUCAAGUUGGCAUGAACUCAAUGCAAAUCCUAAAUGGGAGCCAAAAAUUAGGCUAAGCACCCAAGCACAAAGCAGGGCUGGAAAAGUUACCAAUCUGGGAUGCAAGGGACAGAGCAAGGCCAUUAAUACGGCACCCAUGGGUGGCCUGAGCCCAUAGAUGGUGCCCAUCCUCUUGCAGAUUGGGAGGCCAUGGUCAACGUGGUCCAAGCUGCUUGCCCUAGUAAAGGACAUUUGUGGGACGAAGGAUGAAGUUUGGGUGCUGGGGCUGGAGGCAGGCUGUGUAAGUAAAACCAUUCCCUGGCUAGGAGCAAGGCCUGCUGGACACCAGCCCCAUCCUUAGAGGUGCUUUAACCCCAAAUUGCCCCCCAAACACAGAAAGCAGCACUGCUUAGGGUCAACAGAGAGCCGGGUGAGUAUCCCCCCAUUGUACCUUGACUCCCUCCCUGCUCUCUUCCAGCAUUCAGUCAUGAACCAGCAACCACAGCAAAGGGCUUCAGCUCUAUCACCAGUUCAGAGGUCAUCCCCUCGUCCACACUCAGGGAUCUUCGGGGGCAAUUUCAGCACCGAUGCCAGCUGCUCGCAGGGGACUGCACGUGGGAGUGAUUUGCUACAAGCACUACCAAAGCCUGAAGACAAGGACAUGGCAAUGAUAUCUGUUGUUAUCCACUAAUUUCCCUCCCCCCUUGCUACAAACUAGAGGUUUUGUACUGAUGUUUUAUACAUAAAGGGUAUAUAUUAUAAUGUAAAAAUA